Messenger RNA from Owenia fusiformis, 863 nucleotides. Lineage: Eukaryota; Metazoa; Annelida; Polychaeta; Sabellida; Oweniidae. The record is from the annotation of a GenBank genome assembly.
UCUCACUUCCGCCGGAUGUUAAAAAUUUGAAAUAUUCAAAUUCAAAAAAUAGUACUCGUAUUUUCACCUAAUAAAGCACCAGAUUGUUCCUGUCUUCAUCGUAUAAUAUUGUGUUACCUCAUCAGAGACUCUUGUGUGAAUUGAUCACAACAUCAGCAGAUGCAGAUGAAAGAUGUCAUACAGCAGCAGUGCUACAGAGCUGACCAAUGGGGUAGAAGGAGCAGUGCAUUGUGGAUCCGGAAUGAAACGACGGAGAACUGAAGACUCAGACUGUAAUGACAAUGAAGUGUAUGUGAAACAAGGCCGUAACUUCUUGACCAUAUUAGGGAAUUCACACACAUUCUUAUCGGAACAAUGGAAACCAGAUCUAUGUACACUUUACAAACCACUUACCGAAGACAUUAUGAUUAAUAUGCGCAACAUUGAACAGGUGACAUUUUCUACUGGCAGUCAUUUUCUAGCAGAUGUGGGUGGCAGCUAUGACAGGUCCCAGCAAGGUUGCUCUAUAAAUAUGUGGAGGUACGAUCCCAACCAGAAACACCUUUACAUCGCCAAGUCUUUAUUCUUCAAUAAUGCACAGUUAUAUGAUGCAGUAAGAAGAUGCCUUGCAGGAUUAUGAUAGCCCUUCAUGAACUUUGGGUGAUUUGCGUAAAUAGAAAGAAUGGUGCUUAUAGACGGCGAGGAUACUGGAUUUGAGAUCUCAAAAGCCUCGUUUUACAAUGACAGUUGAGGAUGGUUCAAAAAUCAACAACCUAUCCAAAAGGUUUCCAUGAUAGACAUAAAAGAACUAAAUAUGGUAGCUAGAAAGUGGAUUUGCCAUUUUUAUGUCACCACCACAAGUGUCUGUAACAAAUGGCAGGUGG